Messenger RNA from Gambusia affinis (western mosquitofish), 6499 nucleotides. It is a transcript of the gene veph1, whose product is annotated as ventricular zone expressed PH domain-containing 1. Gene Ontology annotation, cellular component: plasma membrane. The transcript has 16 exons. Gene Ontology annotation, molecular function: phosphatidylinositol-5-phosphate binding. Gene Ontology annotation, biological process: regulation of signal transduction. Lineage: Eukaryota; Metazoa; Chordata; Actinopteri; Cyprinodontiformes; Poeciliidae. The record is from RefSeq and is a predicted model, not a curated record. Bases 551 to 3160 code for a protein of 869 amino acids.
UCCACUUCCCCUCGUUUCCACUUGUUGCGCAGCGUGCUCCAGUCGGCCACACGAUGGCACCCUCUGCCGUGCUUACGGCGGUGAACAGCCAUGAAGGCUGCCCUGUGAGGGAAUCCGAAGCCUCGCCGAGGUAUUGCGUUUGCCGCUGUGGAUCACCGCUUGGAAGGACCGAAGCCGCACAUUCGCCGUCAGAGCGCUCCCGACGUCCCGGAUGGAGACGGACUUUGCGCUAUCAGGACUCCUUUCUCCAGAAUAUGGCUGUCAUCCACACUAACAGACUUCACACUGAGCCAGAAAAGCUUGGCCCAAACUGGUCCAGUCACAUCCAGCCUACCUGAUCCUGAACUCACAGAUGUGGACCUAGGUGCUACUGUUAAAAUGCAAAUAACUCUGGUUGACAUUUCAUAUCUUUCUUCAAAAAGUCAAACAGAAAAGGUAUUUCUUUAGUUCAGGAUUUUCUCCACACUGUUAUGUUUUAUUCAUUCUCCAGAACUUGAUUGUAAAGUCCUGAGUAUAGCUGGUCUCAGCGGACCGCUCCUUCAGGGUCAGAAUGCACCAGCUGUUUAGUCGGGUCCUCAGCCAGAGGGACCUGUCCAGAGCAGGAGACCUGUUCUCUCUAGAGGACACGGAGAUCGAAGACGGCCUGUCUGAAGCUCUGGAUCAGAUCAAGGACAUCUCCUGUUCACCAGACUAUUUGACCAACGACAAUGAUCAGGCCGUGGUCGAGAUUUGCAUCACACGCAUCACCACGGCCAUCCGAGAGACCAGCUCCAUCGAGCGACACAGCACGGCCCUGGUGGGCCUGUGGGAGUCUUGUCUUGAACAUAACCUGACUCCUCAAGGGGAAAGCACAGAAGACACGCCGCACGCAAAGAUAGCCUCUGACAUCACCAGCUGCAUCCUGCAGAACUACAGCUGCCCCUCAGUCAUGGCGCUGGCUGUUCCAGUGGCGAUGCGAUUCCUGCAGAGAGGGAACCGAGAACUGAGCAGGAACAUGUCCAGCUAUCUCUCUCUGGCUGCUAUAGCAAAAGCUGACUUGCUGGCUGAACAUACAGAGGCCAUAACCGUCAGUGUCCUGGGAGGUAACCACAUGAUGCUACGUGUGCUGCCAUCAGUCUACCCCAAACAGCCACACACUAUCCACCAUCACCUGGGCAGCCUUACAGCGAUGAUGCUCCACCUGGAGACACCUGAGCAACAACACUUGAUCAGACUUAUUCAGAUGGUUGCAGAGCAGCAUCCACUUAUGCUGAGCACACAUGUGCCCACACUGGUCAAUUACCUGAGUGAGCCCACUCUGACUGAGGCUUUGUUGGGAGCUCUUGUGGAUGUUUCCCAGGCCAGCCCCUCGUCACUGGUCAGCUUUUUGCCAGGUCUAAGGCUGGUGGGACAGCAGUCUGCUGCUUUUCUCAGUCAUGUAGCCAAAAUCCAUGGUGCUAUUGGCAUCCUCAGUGAGACCCAUGCCCACAACUCAUUGGUCUACCUGGUGUCCCUCCUGGGCAGUAUGGAGCACAACUUUCACCACACCUUGCUGCAGGAGAUCAGAGCUCUGACUGACAGAUACCCAUCGUUACUGGGAGGCUGUGGGAAAGACAUCUACAGAAUGAGCAACUCAUUCACUGCCAUAGCCAGAGUGUUGGAAAGACGACUGGAGGACAAAACCACGCUUCACUGCAGGGUGGAAGAGGCAUGUCCGUCUUCAGGUGGAUCUCUUCCCGCUGGUCGAGGAGGAGGGACAUCUGAGCAGCGACUGCAGGUGAAAGUCCAGAAUUUUGACGAGAAAACACAACAUGUAGGAGCGACGGAGGAGGAUGGGGAGGAUUCUCCUCCGCAGCAGCGACGCCACAGCCUGAGCCAAGGCGUCGAGGAGGAGAGACGGGAGAUGAGAUUCAACAGGUCAAAGAGUCUGGCUCUUCACAUUGUGCGUUCACACUCCAUCAGCUCAGAUACAGGAGAGGACAGUGAAGCUCCACAGCCAGGCACAGAGAACUGCGUUUCCAAUGCUCAGCCUAAUCAGCCCACAGACGGCCAUGAAGUCUCACCGGCAGAAAAGAAACUGACAAGUGACAACUCCCCGUCUGUCACAGCAGAGAAAAAGGAGGUGGAAAAAGCUGAGAUUAAAGAUCUGAACAGAGAGGAAGCAGAACAGGAGCAAGCUGACAGACUCUUCAUUCAUUUAAGAGACAAUAUGGAGGCGAUCAGGGAGUUCUGCAACGACAUGGUGAAGCGGAUCCCGGUUCCAGAGCAGUGUGUGAUUGAAGAUUCGAAUCGAGGCUGCGUGGCCAAGCUCUCGUUCUCCUGUCCCCUGAAGGGCUUCUACUGCCUGUACGCCAAAUCCAGUUUCCUCCUGACCAGCCAACAGCCUCACCUUUGGAUUCACAUCAUGCUGCUGCAUCUACAGAGUAAGUCAAGUGCCACUCUGUGCAGUAGAGACAAAAGUGUCGAAAGAUUAGCUUCACUUUGGGAGAAGACGCAGCUUAAAGGAUCACACAGCUUUUCCAUGGCCAUGACACAACAAUCCACCCCACAAAGAAAGGACCUGGACAACCUUCACAUCCAGCUGGAGGAGGUGCGCUUCUUUGACCUGUUUGGGUUCAGCGAAGAGGAGAGGGGCUGGCUUUGCUUCAUGUGUAACAACCCUGAGAAGGCCACAGUCGUGAACCAGGAAGGACAACCUCUGAUCGAAGGGAAGCUGAAGGAGAAACAGGUCCGCUGGAAGUUCAUCAAGCGCUGGAAGACCCGCUAUUACACCUUGGCAGGGAACCAGCUCCUCUUCCGCCGGGGAAAAUCUAAAGAUGAGCUGGAUGACAUCCCCAUAGAGCUGAGCAAAGUGCAGAGUGUCAAGGUAGUAGCAAAGAAACGCCGGGAUCGGGGUCUGCCAAGGGCCUUCGAGAUCUUCACAGACAACAAGACAUACGUGCUGAAAGCUGAGGAUGAGAAACACGCUGAGGAGUGGCUGCAGUGCAUCAGUGUAGCCAUGGCUCAGGCCAGAGAGAGGGAGAACAGAGAGGCCACCACCUACCUAGAAGAAAUAGAAACAAUCACUACUGAUAACUUGAGGAAGUGGGCGAAGAGCCAAGUUGGUUGGUGUGAAGUGGAUCGUCUAAACAACAAGGUUUCUGUCCCUUCUUGGGCCUCCAAUGCUAGCUCUGAUAUGUAAACUCAGAGCAGGAAGGCUGUUUCCUGCAGAUAUUGUACAAUAAUUUUGAACAAAGAUUAGCUAUCUAUUCCACAUGUAGACGUCAAUCCUGCUGAUGAUGGAACAUUGACUUGUUUAACCCAGAUUUGUUAUGCAGUAUUUGUAGUAUAUAAAAUAAGAAACCAGCAAAAAUAGGCUGUAUGUAUUGCUAGCUUGAAGUAUCGAUCCAUUUUUACAGCACUGUACCUACUGUUACCUGUGGGCAAGAUCUGUUUGUAUGUUACACACAUUCAUCAGUGAUCACACGCAAAAUACAAAAUCCUGUAGUAUCUAUAAAUGACUCAGAUAAAACAACAUAGAAAUUCUCAUUUUUGCUCUAUUUUACUUUGAGAUAAAUAGUGGGUACAAUGUAAAAAAAAAAUGCUUUGAAGCUGAUUUAGAUUUGAUGAUUUUAUACAUCUUUUUAUGUCGACACAUUAAACUUACAAAGUACAAUGACAUAUUACAAAAUCGGUGGAGUCAGCUAAAGACUUAAGCUAACUUUUGGCUAGCCUUUAAUAUGCAUUCCUUUUUCCAAGACGUCAAAGUAUUUUAUGACCGAUUUUUUUAUGUGCAACUUUUACGUGCCUAGAUGGCCUAAAUAAUUCUGCAUCCCAGAUUUUCAUUGCAGUUCAUUUUUAUCACCUACUUUUCUUUCUGUUGAAGUUCUUGAAGUAAUGUUUCUCAUAAGAGAAGUGGCUGGAAAUUCAAAUGGUCCAAGUAUCUCCUUUUACAAUCUUGUUGUGUUUUCCUAGUAGGUUUUUUUUUUUAUCUUUCCAUAGGAGAAAUGUACUCUUGAAAUUUACUUCAUAUUUUACAAAGAACUCAUUUAGCUCAUAGAGUGCUCCAUUGUGAAAUCCAGACCAGAAAACAUUAAGAAAACAAUGAAGUUUCAUCUCAUAUCUGCUUUGAUAACUGGGAUUUUGAAGAUUUUAUUUAAUAUUAAAUAUAAGACACCAAUAGAUAUUAUUUCAUAAAUUCAUCUCUUAUUUUGAUUUGGUCGGGGUUAAUAAAAUAAAAAUAUUUGGAAAAUAACUUAUAACUAUUGUUUACCUGUAAUUUGAGUUACAGAUACAGUAUGGAGGGUAGACUGGGGCAAAAUAAGUAAUGGUGGGGUAUGAAAUGAGGGGCACAAAUUGGCAAAGAAGUGAACCGCUCCAGAUCCAUCUAAAACCAAAUGAAGAGCACCAAAACCAAAUGUCUAACAAAAUGUAUCACCCUUUAAUCUGUUUGUUGGCUUUUGGUCAAAAAAUGUUGUUUUUCAUUCUGUUAUUUUAAUUUGAAAAAUCUAUUUUCUUGAGGGGUGAUUUAACUACUAGACCCAGAACUUCCAGCUUUUCCCAGGAUGUUAGUUUCCUUCUGACUCCUAGCUGCUUUUUUGUGUCACCACUGUGAGGUUCACUGUGAGUCUCUUGAUUAGCCAUUGAUUAUGUAAGCGAGGGGUCAUAGUACAGAAAAACACAGAAAAACACACUAAAACCACUGAUGGGGAGUAAGUAUUUUGCGGACUAUAAACCGCUAUUUUUUUCCCACGCUUUGAACCAUGCAGUUUAUAAUCCGGUGCGGCUUUUCUGUGGAUUUUUCUUCAACCACCAGGGGGCUCUUUAGCAGGAAGACAAAAUUGGAAAUAAAAGAAGAAAGCCCUAAUUUUCUUUUAGAACAAGUACAUGCUAGCAUCAGGCACGAUGGAGAAAUUUCUUCAAACUCAUCAAGGAAACAACACGAAGAAAAAGAUGCGUGUUUAAGUUGAAGGCUGUCGAUCUAGCAGUACAGGAGGGAGACAGAUCCUCUGCAUGUAAGCUCGGCUUGAAUGAAUCCAUGGUUCGGUGUUGGAGACGGGCGCAGCCCUCUGCUGUGUCCAUGUGGAAACCCGGAGCGGGGGAGAUACCAGCGGCUUAUAGCCCGGUGCGGCUUAUAUAAAUGUAGUUUCCAGUUGUUGUUUUUUUGUUUUGUUUUUUAUUAUUUGUAGGUGCGGCUUAUCGUGAGGUGCUCUCUAUAGUUGACCUUAAAGGUAUAAAGAGUCGUUACAAAGUCCGCUAUGCUGUAUCAAAGUUUAACAAGAUUUUGAAUUCGUUCCCUUUUUUCACUUUAGACAAGCGAAAAAAUGUUUAUGAGUUAACUCUGGAACGGAACAAGAGACACUUCAUAGUAAAAUGGAGUUUGUAACAUGUCUAGACUUUUAUUGAUUAAAAGUCCCAAAGUAACCAGUGAACAAACAUCACCGCAACAGCAGCAUAACUGAGUUGUGGUUGUUUUGAUUGUGCAUCUGAGCAGAAAAAUGUUAAAACCUGAAAUAUUACUUUGAGCAGAGGAAUUUAGUCUCUUUUCCGCUGAAGAUGGCUAAAAACAGACACUAUAUAUUUUAAAUGAGUUACAGUUCAUACGCCCAUACACACUAGUGAGUAGGAAAACAAUGCUACCAAAUCACCUUUCUUUAUAUUUAAGAACUACAGUAUUUCCGGUUCAGGUAAACAGGACUGUUGUGUUUUGACAUAUUUUUGAUGUGUCAACAUGCUGUCAUGAAAAUGCUAAAUGUUAGAGACAUCUUUCAAAAGGUCAUGUCAGUGUAAUAUUGUAUUCUUGUAUUUUUACGGUUGAAAUUGCUGACCAGAUAAAAUUGAAUCACCUCCCUGCAGUCGUCUCUUGUUUGUAUGAACACUUUGUCCCGAAAUGGUCACAUCUGCUUCAGUGUUCUGUACCAUUCUUAGUCAAGAUCAAGGUAAGCCGAUUUAGGUAACCUCUGCUCCCUAAAAGUAAGGUUCAGCUGCUCUGUGUAUGGAUUUAGUAAUGUUUGAAAUUAAAAGUGGGAUAAUGGAGCAUGAACCCUCUGUCAACCAUGUGGGGUUUCCAAAUCCAUGGGCAGCUGCUUGUUUCAUUUGACCACAAAACUCUUAAAGGCAGCUCUGUAGCCUCUCCCUCGUGUCCGUCAGUCCGUUCCACACAUAGUUCAUUUAUGUCUCAUGCUGGAGAAUAGUAUGACGCUGCUUUCCAAAGAUAUAAAGCUCAAUGUCCAGCUCAAUUUAAACAAACACUGUGAAGAUGAUUCAUACAGGUUGUCUGAAUGUUUCAAUUAAUUCCCUUCAACCUUGUGGAAUAUGAAUCAUAUUUAUUUUUUCUUCCUUUUUGAUGUUUGAUUAAAUUUGAUUUUGAUGAAAGGUCAGUAUUUAUUAUGUGUUUUUAAGGCCUCAAACAAUGAAUGACGGAUGAAAUGUUGUCUCCUCCUCUGUCUUACUGUUCUUUCCCUGGUUUUAUAACUAUUAAAUUCAAAUGAAUACAUACAAAUGAAAGCUGUAUUGACAAUAAAAUAGUAUUGUUUUGUGG